GAGGCGGCAGCGGCGGCCUGUGUGUGGCUCGGAACAGCAUGGAGGCGUGCUCCAGUCGUGGUGGUGACGUAAGAUGAGGGGCCCGCGCCUGCAGCGCAGCUACAGCGGCGACGUGGCCCCGCCGUCCACGGCGCCUACCUGCUCCAGCGGCUGGGCCGUCGCCGCGGGAGCCUUCGUCAUACAGCUGACGGUGAACCUGUCGGUGGCGUCGUACGGCGUGCUGGCGCUCCACCUGCUGCUGGACGGGCGCGCCGCGCCGUGGCAGGCCGCCGCCACGCCGCUGCUCUACGUCUUCUCCAGCACCUUCACCGAAGCAUGGUGCCGCACGUUGAGACCGCGGCGGUGGCUGGCAGCGGUGGGCGUCGCGGCGGUGGCUUUGGGAACGACCAUCGCGUACCUGCCCUGCGGAGACCUCUUCGGCAUCGGGAUCUUCGCAGGCGCGGGCGUGGCGGUGGCGAGCUGCCAGGGCGCGGCGGCGCUGCAGUCGCACGUGGGCGGCCCGUCGCAGCUGUCGUCCGCGGCGCUGUCUGCGGCGCGCGCGCUGGGCCAGUUCUCGGGCCCCCUGCUGCUGCAGGCGCUGCUGCGGCGGCUGGGCCACGCGGGCGCGCAGCUGCUGCUCGCCGGCCUCUCGCUGCACGCGCUCGUGGGCGCCGCGCUGCUGCGCAGGCCCGGCCGCGCCGCCGGCAGGGGCCGCGCCUACACGCUCUUCGGCGACGUCGAGCUCGCCGACCUCUCGCCCUCGCCGGUCACCGCGUGGAACGGGUAA
This is a messenger RNA of Schistocerca cancellata (South American locust), 766 nucleotides long. RefSeq lists its product as uncharacterized. The coding region runs from base 74 to 766 and encodes 230 amino acids. The record is from RefSeq and is a predicted model, not a curated record. Lineage: Eukaryota; Metazoa; Arthropoda; Insecta; Orthoptera; Acrididae. The transcript has 5 exons. Gene Ontology annotation, molecular function: monocarboxylic acid transmembrane transporter activity.